Molecule: messenger RNA, 2225 nt
Organism: Homarus americanus (American lobster)
Lineage: Eukaryota; Metazoa; Arthropoda; Malacostraca; Decapoda; Nephropidae
Exons: 8
Source: RefSeq, a predicted model, not a curated record
CUGGGUACCCCUGGUGUAACUCUCACUCUCUUCUGUAAAAAAUACAGAUACUUGUAUAGAUGUGGGGCCACUUAUAUACAACCUGUCACAACUGAGAUAAGACAUAUGUGAGGACAGUGAUAAGGCAAGACAAAGCAGGCCACCACUAACCCAAGACAGGGCACUGACAACUCCCUUGUUCAGUGCCCAGCCAAACACCGUGUUAUAGAGUGAUCCUAAUAUCGUUCUCUGCCAAAAAAAGUUCCAAAGUAUUGCUACACAAGUAGUGAAUACUUUUAUUGAAAAGCUACAACAAUUAUCAAGGGUUGCACCACAUUUGAAAAACUGUGUUAAUAAAUUGCCUUCAAAGUCAUGUGGCUGUAACCUGUUUAAGUGAAAUUUUCUGCCAUAUCUGAAGGCUGGAGCUGGCAACUAGAACAACUUAUCCAGAAUGGGAAACUGCUGCCACAAGGGUAAACAACGCUUCUCUGAUGAAACCAACAACGUCAUGCCAGUCACAGGAACUAUAGGUGAGGUAGUGGAUGCAGGUGCAGGCACAUCAGCAGUUGUACAAUGGGAGAGGAGACAGAAGGAACUCAACCUCCAAGUUAUGGAAAAAAUGCGUGAAGACUUUCAUAACCGACCUGACAAUUUCCUUCUCAACUUGCUUGUAGUUUCAUUUCAGUUCUACCAAAACUAUGGCAGAGAAAAAGCAGAUAUCAGCAACCACAUCCGUGACAGGGAACUAGCGCUUGACUGCAAAUUGUCACCAUCUAAACGAAAGAUCAUCUAUCAAGGAGGGCUUGAGGAGAUUUCUGGAACUCAUGUACUCUAUCAGCCCAGUAAUGAGCAGUAUAUGGAGCUUCCAACACCCCUACAGAUCUAUGUGGUGCAAGACAAUGUGGAGGUGUAUUCAGAGGAUCAGUAUGAGGAACUACAGAAGAUGAACUAUGCUGAUGUUGACGGCCCUGCCUACAGGUUCUGCACCGAAUCUUCACAAAGACACAAAGGAUAUGUGAGGCUUCGGUGUGCCGAUAUAAUUCCUGCCAUGUCACGUCAUAACACGUAUGAAGACAUUUACGGUUUCAUGAAACCCUCGGAUGAGUCGCUGCCUGAUCCAAUAGUCGAUAUAAGACCUCUUCGUCGUAAUUCUCAAACACUCUCCUCCAACGAUGAUAACCCCAUGACUAUGACACCAGACUCAUUUAGCUACACAAGAUCAAUAUCAUCAGAAUUUGAAGAUACCGAUGAUGAUGAACCUCCAAGUCCACCUCCUCCCCAAAGGUUGACAGCUCGACGAUCCAGUGGAGUUCUACCAGAGCACUAUCCUACAGGUAAACUUAAGGAGAGAAUAAAUAAAAUGAAGGAAGAAGCUCACGAACACUUUUCAAAUGGACAUCCAGGUGCGCAAAUAAGACCAACAAGACCAAGGAAUUUAACAGAAAGACGACCAAGUGGCGUCUUCCCAAAAGUAGGCCCGGAUAUGGACCGCUUAAGACUUUCUUCCAAACAACGACAGUUGAUGAGCACUCGAGAUGGGAUGGCAGACAUCAUAAAAAAGUUAUCAAAAGUUGAAGAAGACAGUGAGGAGGAAGAGGAGGAUGAGAAACAGGAAGUAAAUGUUAACAUGAAAAAAAUUUCUCAUGAUGAGUUUCAAAAUGACACAAACACCGAGACAAAUAUAGAAAUUAAAAAAACAAAAGAGGUUUGUCUUGAAGCACGACUGAAUGAAGAUUGUUUUUUGACUCGGAGAUUAAGGAUGAAGGAACAAAAAGAUGCUUAUGGCAUCACAACAAAAAGUGAGAGGAGAACAUAUUUUUCAUCAGAAAGAUAUCUGGAGUGUUUUGAAGAUGAAUUUGAAGACCUGGCAAAGAUUUUAGGCAAAGAACAUCUGGUUGAUACUUGUAAAAUGUUAACCCCUGCAGUUCUUGCUAAUGAGCUCAUGAUUGAACAUAUUGGACCAAAAUUCAACACUGAAUUCAUCCCUACUAUGAUCCUGAAGGAGUGGCCAACUUGUGCAUUUGAGUGGAAGCUGCGGGAACGAAGACCACGGGCUGACCCAGAAACUAAAAUGGUUUACAAGUGGCCUAAAGAUCAAAACAUCCAAGAAGCUGUUCAAUUGGGUUGCAACCUUGUACCUCUUGGUCACUACAAUCCAAAAGAGCCCAACAAGGUUAUGAAAAUUGAAUGGCAGAUUCAAUUUGCAAAGGGUGAACAGAUUCUUCUCGAGCCUCGGACACACUCAA